Messenger RNA from Cyprinodon variegatus (sheepshead minnow), 1451 nucleotides. RefSeq names its product pleckstrin homology domain containing A3 (gene plekha3). Lineage: Eukaryota; Metazoa; Chordata; Actinopteri; Cyprinodontiformes; Cyprinodontidae. The coding region runs from base 236 to 1036 and encodes 266 amino acids. Gene Ontology annotation, cellular component: trans-Golgi network; early endosome; recycling endosome. Gene Ontology annotation, biological process: endosome organization; retrograde transport, endosome to Golgi; receptor recycling. The transcript has 8 exons. The record is from RefSeq and is a predicted model, not a curated record.
ACAGGCUGCCGUAGAUGGACUGCUUCUGUUUUUGUUGAUACUUUCCAUUAUCAGCUGACCGCCCGCUGAGACGAUGUUCUGCUGCGAACAAACCCAACCUGUCGGUCUAAAGGUGUCCGUCCAGCAGCACCUUUCAGGAAAUAAUCACAUUAAUUUUUAGAGGAGCGCCGCUUGUAAACGACCGUUAGCCAGUUAGCAGCUUUAGCUGCUAGCUAACAGGCAGCUUCAUCAGCCGAUGUUUGGGGAAGUCAUGGAGGGGAUUUUAUACAAGUGGACUAAUUACAUGACGGGCUGGCAGCCUCGCUGGUUUGUCCUGGAAGAUGGGGUCAUCUCGUACUACGACAGCGAGGAUGACGUUGGUAAAGGCAGCAAAGGAUCCAUCAAGAUGUCUGUCUGUGACAUUAAAGUUCAUCCCACUGACUCCACUCGCCUGGAACUGAUUAUUCCCGGCGAGCAGCAUUUCUACGUGCGAGCCGUCAAUGCAGCAGAGCGACAGAGGUGGCUGGUGGCUUUGGGUUCUUCAAAAGCUGGGACUCUGGAAAGCCACAAACACAGAGGCUCUGACUGCCUGAAAACCAAGAUGUCUGAACUUCGUUUGUACUGCGACCUCCUCGUCCAGCAGGUCCAGACGAUCCAGGCUCAACACACUGCAGAUAUAGAGACCCCGCCCACUUCAGAGGCCUCCCUGCUCAGUGCCACCUGUGAGACGUUCAUCAGGACUUUGGAGGAAUGCAUGAGCCUGGCCAACCAGAGUUUGACCCCUGACAUCCGACCCCCCGAAAGGAUGAAGCGGUCCAUCAGCCACCCUGGAACGUACAGCUUUGACAGGUCAGGUUUGCUAAAGGAGUACAUGAGUGGAGGUCAGAGGUCAGAUCAGCGCAGACAUCGGACAUCCUCAGACAGCUGUGUCUACGAGACCGAAUGUUUGCUUCCUGCUCUGAAUGGCGACUCGUCCUCCAUCCCUGAGGAGCGGGGAGGCAGCAGCGUGAGCCCAAAGACCACGCCGACAGACACAGACACCGAUCUGUCCAUCUGACCUCCUAACCUGGACUAAAGGUCCGACUGGCUGCCGUUCAACAGGAAGAGCUGAAAACUUUCUGCCAGGGCUUCCUUCACUCUCUCUUUCAGACUCUUAAAUCUCUGCAGCUGAGCUGUGGUGCUUUAAAACUCUCAGAUCAGCAGAGAGCCACACAGAGGAAAUGCUGUCCUGUUUUGGUAGAACACAGCUGAUGAAAUAAAGCAUCCUGAAGGCACAAUGUGAAGAUGAUUGAACAGCACCUGCUGCUUUCUGGAUGGAAAAUAAUGCAGAUGUUUGUUGUGAGGUUUUAUUGGCUCUGAUUUGUGUUUUGGUGGUUUCCCGGGUCCUCCUGAAAACGGAACCGCCAUCUUUCUUCUGUCUUAGAGAAGUUCCUCAUGUUGAGCCGAUUUGUGGAUCCAUUCCACCAGACGGA